GACAGUUGUGCUGUCGACCUACAUGUAGCUCUUGUAGAGAGAGACCUUGAAAAGCAACGUUUCCAGCCAAGGUCGUAUAAGGCAGACAUGCCCAGAGGCCUGAGCUGCUUGGGGGGCCCUGAGGGGGCUGACGGCAGGUAUGAGACCCCUCCGGCUUCAGAGCUCCAUAGGCUCAUGUGGACAAAGAAAGGCUCCAGUAACCAUCUGGAUGAAGUCUACCCUAGGAUCUACAUCGGAGACAUGUAUGCAGCCAAAGACAAGAGGACACUCCAGGCUCACCACAUCACCCAUGUACUUAACGCCGCUGACGGGAAGUUCAACGUGAACACGGGGCCCAGCUUCUACCGAGACACCAAAAUCACUUAUCAUGGAGUGGAAGCUUUUGACAUGCCAUCUUUUAACCUGAGUCCCUUCUUUUACCCAGCGGCCAAUUUCAUCAAGAACGCUUUGAGCUCGCCCACAGGUAAAGUGUUUGUCCACUGUGCGAUGGGCCUCAGUCGUUCGUCCACCCUGGUUCUGGCGUAUCUGAUGAUCCACGAGAACAUGACGCUAGUGGACGCCAUCAAAGCCGUCAGCCCCAACAGGAACAUCUGCCCCAACGAAGGCUUCCUGGAGCAGCUGAGAGAACUGGACCGAAAGCUGCACUACCAGGGAUCGGCAACGAGCUGGAGAAACAACGAGUCCAAGAAAUUCCUGCAAGUCAUCACGAAUGCAACCAAAGCCCCGACGCAAUUAAACAGAAAGUAGUUUUUAUUAAUGAACUGUUACACCUGAGUGUUGUUUGCACUAAUAAGUUGAAAUGUCUUCUAUGAAAAAUGUUAGACACAAAAAGCCAUGCAUGCUUUACUCUUUGUUAAAAGAUAAGAUGAAUGUUUUACUUUUACAUCCCAUUAUAUACUUUUACUUGUGGUGGAAUAUUUGUAGUAUUUUUGCUUAAGUAAAAUUUCUUCUAACAGUGA
This is a messenger RNA of Sphaeramia orbicularis (orbiculate cardinalfish), 959 nucleotides long. RefSeq names its product dual specificity protein phosphatase 13-like. NCBI's taxonomy places the organism in Eukaryota, Metazoa, Chordata, Actinopteri, Kurtiformes, Apogonidae. The record is from RefSeq and is a predicted model, not a curated record. The transcript is spliced from 5 exons. Gene Ontology annotation, cellular component: cytoplasm. Gene Ontology annotation, molecular function: protein tyrosine/serine/threonine phosphatase activity; MAP kinase phosphatase activity. The coding region runs from base 88 to 747 and encodes 219 amino acids. Gene Ontology annotation, biological process: protein dephosphorylation; negative regulation of MAPK cascade.